GCCCGUAGAGAAGCUAGAACACGUGCAGACACUUCCAGAGAAGCGAAGACGUAAGCUCUCAAACAAGUAACUAAAAGAAACUCUGAGCCUUGCUCUCCAUGCGGCGCGGUGGACCAAGCGCGGCCCUUGCAGCUUGCCCUAAGAGAUGGACGUGUCAGAAGUCAACAGACCUGGAUGACAGGUAUUGCGUCUCGAUAGUCAGGAGUCAGUAGUCUACGAUACGGACAGAGACUUCUGAAUGCUGAAAUCUCUGAAAUCCGAAAUCUCUAAAUCAGUCAAUCUCGCUGAUAGUGAGCCAAGCCGCGAUCUUCAACCUCAAACACACCAGCACAGCAGAUUCCGGUUUUCAUUCAUGUUUUUUUUUGUUUUUUAUUUUACUUUAAACGUCCGGCUCCUCCACUUCUCGAACAGGCCAAUGGGAGAAUUUCCCCGCCGGCCGUUCCUCCAGAUGGACGCUGCCUCCCUGCAGAUCCAUCGCGUCCUUGCUGGCCCACGCCUGGCCCCGAUCGCCUCGGAAUGGGGGUUUCAGAUAACGAGAGCGUUGCGAGGGUUCGUCAUGCACGCUCUCCUUUUGAGCCCGAUGUCCUUGAUGGCCUUUGUGUCCUUCAUACUCAGGGGUCUGGUACGAGGGGGCCAGAUUCCGCGACCAAGGAAAGCUGCAGUCCCAGUAGCAUUUCCAUUCGAUCAUUCAUUGCUAGAUCAGCAUCACUGAUCAGCGUUGGGUUGCAUUUAUUCCUGUGCGACUGCCUCCGCCACCAACUUGCAUAAGAGGGCCAGCCGUUGUGCUGCAGGAACCAGCAGUCGCAGUCUGAAACAGCCAUCUCUCUGUGGCUGGCCUCCCUUCAAGCUUGUGCAUCGUUUAUGCAGGAAAAGCCGGUGCAA
Messenger RNA from Aspergillus versicolor CBS 583.65, 882 nucleotides. RefSeq lists its product as uncharacterized. The record is from RefSeq and is a predicted model, not a curated record. Lineage: Eukaryota; Fungi; Ascomycota; Eurotiomycetes; Eurotiales; Aspergillaceae. The coding region runs from base 239 to 712 and encodes 157 amino acids. The transcript has a single exon.